AUGGCCAUAACUCUAUACGCGAUCGACGACUACUACCUCACCGCAACGCUGCUGAUCACAAUCACGUACCAGCUGUUCUUCUUCACGAUCGCCUUCGCGCUCCGGUUCGACAAGCUCACGGACUUUGCGGGCGGGACAAACUUUGUGCUGCUUGCGAUCGUUACGCUGUGCUUCAGCGGCGUCACAGAUGUUAGAAACAUCGUAGCCUCCGUCUUCAUGAUGGUCUGGGGCGCCCGCCUAUCCGGCUUCCUCCUCUUCCGCAUCCUCAAAACCGGACAAGACGACCGCUUCAACGGCAUGCGCGACAAGUUCCUCCCUUUCCUCGGCUUCUGGCUCUUCCAAAUGCUCUGGGUCUGGACCGUCUCCCUGCCCCUCACAAUCCUCAACAGCCCCUCCACCACCGCGCACUCGCCUCUCCCCCCGUUCACAACCCCACUCGACAUCCUCGGCAGCAUCCUCUUCCUGGCCGGCCUCGCAACCGAGACCCUCGCCGACACGCAGAAGUACCUCUUCCGGUCCAGCGCCGCCGCGGCGUCCAACAAGGCCCUCUUCAUGGACAGCGGGCUGUGGCGCUACUCGCGCCACCCCAACUACUUUGGCGAGAUCCUGCUGCAUCUCGGCAUCUGGCUGGUCGCCAUUGCGCCGGCGGCGCAAGGCGCGGUGACGGGGCGCGCGGCGGCGGCGCUGUAUGGCAGUGUGGUGGGCCCGCUGGUGCUCGCGGGGUUGUUGUUGUUUGUGAGUGGGGUGUCGCUGCAGGAGCGGCCGGCGGCGAGGAGGCGGUGGGAGAUGGGGCGGGGGUGGGAGGAGUAUAGUGAGUAUUUGAGGAGGACGAGUGUGCUGGUGCCGAUGCCGAGGAGGGUGUGGGAGAGGUUGCCGGUGGCGGUGAAGAGGACGGUGGGGUUGGAGUUUCCGAUGUAUGUUUUUGAUCCGGCGACGAUGGGUGGGGAUGGGGAUGGGCGUGCGUUGAGGGCGGGUGAUGCUACGUAG
Messenger RNA from Morchella sextelata, 987 nucleotides. RefSeq lists its product as uncharacterized. The transcript has 4 exons. Bases 1 to 987 code for a protein of 328 amino acids. Gene Ontology annotation, cellular component: membrane. Gene Ontology annotation, biological process: lipid metabolic process. The record is from RefSeq and is a predicted model, not a curated record. NCBI's taxonomy places the organism in Eukaryota, Fungi, Ascomycota, Pezizomycetes, Pezizales, Morchellaceae. Gene Ontology annotation, molecular function: oxidoreductase activity, acting on the CH-CH group of donors.